GCGUAGAUCUCAAAAAGUUUGUUCAAAAACUGCACCUCGACCAAAUGGACUAUGGAGAAUUAACGGACGAAGAUGUAGAGAAAUUUUACGAAUUCGUUGGUCCUGAUUUUACUUGGCCUCCUACAAUGAAGAACUGUGAGCGCCGUCUUAUCUUUGAUUGUGUUACCGAUCCUGAAGAAAGACAAGGAGAAGGAUAUGCAAAAAAUGUUAUUGCAUAUCGGCGCUUCACCGAGGCUGGACAAUUUGAUCCGUCAAAAGGUACUCAUGUCUUGAUCAUUGACGGAAAGAUAGUCCGUUAUGGUCCAAAGUUGUGGGGCAAAGAACACGAAGAAAUGGUGUCGAAGAAUCCGGAAUUGUUGUACGCGCCUCUUGUAGAAGAGGUGGUCGGCGCGAGAUUCUCUUCCAUUGAGGAUGUCGAACAAAAGGAGUGGCAGGUGCACAUGCGGAUUAGGCUCAAAGCCAACCCCAAUGUCAUAGCAACAAUGGCAAAUGUCGAACAAGACACCAAGCGGAAGCGCAAGUAUCGGCUAAUACUCGAUACUGGUGCCACAUACACAGUUGUACCACAAUUCAUACAGAAAAGGAUGGGGCACCGUGCUGGCUGGAGUACGAUAGCUACACGUGCUACUGGAUACGCUGACGACACCAUGAUGUUUAAGGCUUCUGAGCCCUGGGAAGUCUCCUUAGGGGAUGGUGUAAAUUGGACGGAUUGGAAGGAGACUGACCAAUUAUAUAUUUGGCAAAAGAGUGCUUCCAGCAAUGUGGAUUGUGGUCUGGUUGGUUUUGAUGUUUUAAAUAACACUUACCAGAUCAAAGUCCCUGGCAAACCGUAUGCUUUUGUAACGGAUAACAAUGUUACUAAUCAAUUACAACAAAUUUACAACAGCAUCAAUUGA
This is a messenger RNA of Paraglomus brasilianum, 896 nucleotides long. The record is from the annotation of a GenBank genome assembly. NCBI's taxonomy places the organism in Eukaryota, Fungi, Glomeromycota, Glomeromycetes, Paraglomerales, Paraglomeraceae.